Candidozyma haemuli is the source of this 3312-nucleotide messenger RNA. RefSeq lists its product as uncharacterized. The record is from RefSeq and is a predicted model, not a curated record. Lineage: Eukaryota; Fungi; Ascomycota; Pichiomycetes; Serinales; Metschnikowiaceae. Bases 1 to 3312 code for a protein of 1103 amino acids. Gene Ontology annotation, molecular function: rRNA binding; structural constituent of ribosome. Gene Ontology annotation, cellular component: Golgi membrane; small ribosomal subunit. Gene Ontology annotation, biological process: intra-Golgi vesicle-mediated transport; translation. The transcript is spliced from 4 exons.
AUGCCUCGUGCCCCAAGAACUUACUCCAAGGUUUACUCUGUGCCAAAGCAGCCAUACGAGUCUGCUCGUUUGGACGCUGAAUUGAAGUUGGCUGGUGAGUACGGUCUCAAGAACAAGAGAGAGAUCUACAGAAUCGGUUUCCAGUUGUCUAAGAUUAGAAGAGCUGCCCGUGACUUGUUGACCAGAGAUGACAAGGACGAGAAGAGAUUGUUCGAAGGUAACGCUUUGAUCAGAAGAUUGGUGAGAGUCGGUGUCUUGCCAGAGGACAAGAUGAAGUUGGAUUACGUCUUGGCCUUGAGACCAGAGGACUUCUUGGAGAGAAGAUUGCAAACCCAGGUUUUCAAGUUGGGUCUUGCCAGAUCUAUCCACCACGCCAGAGUCUUGAUCACCCAGAGACACAUUGCUGUUGGUAAGCAGAUCGUCAACGUUCCAUCCUUCAUGGUUAGAUUGGACUCCCAGAAGCACAUUGACUUCGCUCCAAACUCUCCAUACGGCGGUGGCAGACCAGGUAGAGUGAAGAGAAGAAACCAGAACAAGAACGCUGAAGGUGCCGAGGAGGACGAGGACGCUGUGAUGUCUGAAACAGCCAAUAUCCAACAGAAUGCAUUCCAAAAUGCUCUUCAGACGUGGAAAGAGAUAGAUUUGCCAUCAUUGCAGAAAAAGCUCGAUGAGCAGGGAAUUGAACUCAAAUCAGAACAAAAGGCUUCGUUGACAAGUAGGAAGAACCUUGCGUCCAAGACCAAAGAGUUCAAGAAACUCGAGGAUGCUGAUAAACUUGGGGAGAUCAAGCAUCUUCUAAAGAUGUACCAGAAUGAAAUUGAUAACAUGAAUACAAAGCAAAAGAAGGUGGAGGCUUUCUUCUUUGGUUUCUAUAGAUUGAUCGCUGAAGCUCCUGAUCCCAAGCCACUUUUAGAACUUUGCUUGGAUGCGGUGGUAAACCUGAAUGAAGCUUCCGAGUUGAAACAGCAGCUCGCUCAUCUUAACGAAGAGCUCGCGAAGAAAGCCGAUUACGAAGUCUUGAAGCAACGUCUAUUGCAGAAUGAGCAAGAACUGGCAGCGCUUCUAAGUACCAAGCUUAAGGCAAAAGAAGAUGAGCUUCAGUCUUUGAUUCAUGAGAAGGAAUCAAACUGGGCCAAUAAGGAAAAGCAGCAUCAAGAACAGAUUGCAUCUUACAAGCUUACCAUUGACGAGCUCAAAACUUCGAUGGAGGUUACUGAGCUUCAAUUGAACUCACACAACAAGCAAUUCAACAAUGGUGAAGAUGGUGGUGCCUCGGGUCAAGACACAGCUUCUACUUUGGUUGAGUUAGAUAUGGCCAACCGUGAUGCCGAAAUGUGGAAGAAGAGAGUUUACGACUUGGAAAAAAGAAACGAGAACUUGCGUCAAGAGUUGAGCGUUGCAUUGAAUGAUUCUGCUAGUACUGCUAUUAAGUCAGAGUUCCAAAGGAAGGUCGCAGAUUUAGAGAGCGAGAAUGCCCUUUUGAUGGCUGAUUUGAAUCAAGUAAAGACAAGAGUCAGUUCGAUCUCUGAAGAAAACUCUACGAAGGUGCUGCUGUUAACAAGAGACUUACAACAUGCAUCUGAUGAAAUCAAGCAUUUGAAAGAGAAACUAGAAAGAACGACUGAUUACGACGAGAUUAAGCAUGAACUCCAAUUAUUGCGCCAAAUUGAAUUCGGUGACAAUAUCUUGGAUGAAGAUAGUGAAAGCACUGAGCAGCCCAAGCAGAUAGAUUCCUUGUUAAUUGAGAGAAACAAGGCGAUGACCACUGAACUUGCAGGCUUGAGGUCCCAACACGAUGGACUUGUAUCGCAGAUCAACGACCUUCAAAGUCAAUUACAGGAUGGCCAGGGCGAAGUAUCGAGACUCACAGAACUCAACGCUAAACUUGAAAAUGAUUUAGCUGAUAUGAGAGGUUCGGCAAGUCCUCAGCUCAAUGAUACCGCAAGCAUGAUCUCCGGAAUUUCCAGGAUGACAAAGAAUACUACGAGACAUGGAUCUGCUGGCGGAGCACACCAUCAAGGAGAAGAUGGGUCUAUCCUCCCCAUUAUCACCAAACAAAGAGAUCGCUUUAGAGAUAGAAACAAGGAACUUGAGGACGACCUUAAGCGCCAGAUGAAUUUGGUCAACGAAUUGAAGAGACAGAAUCGCUCUUUGAAGAGUGAUAAUGAGGAUCUCUACGAAAAGUCCAGAUACAUGGCGCUGCUCAAGAAAGACGAGAACCAGGUGGCUGAAGGCGCCUCGGCAAAUUCAAACCGUCGACUCUUUACGCCAAAGCCUAAUGCUUCGCUAGAUCUUGAACGAAACGCAUACGAAAGCGAGUACGAAUCAAAGUUACAUCCAAUUGAACGCUUUAGAAUGAGAGAACAGGAGAGAAUCAGCUCGAGAUUGUCACCGUUUGAACGAAUUUUCAUCUCCAUCACCAGAUCAAUCUUAGCUACGAGGACUACAAGGAUGCUCUUCUUGGCCUACUGUGUCUUCCUUCACUUCUUAGUCAUGUUCACCACCAUUCACUCCAUGUCAAUCAGCACAAAAAUGAUUCCUGAGAUUGCAGAACUGUUCGAUAAGGAAUUGGGUGGCAAAUGGGCAGUCGUGGAAACUUUGAUUACUUCAUCGUAUAGCGGCUGUGGAACAGGUAGCUUAAAGCGUGACGUUCGCCAAUUGGCCCAGCUUGUGAAGUAUCUCAGGACAAACAGGGGUACUACUGACUCUAAGGUGGUCCUCAUGGGCCAUUCUACAGGAUGUCAAGAUACAUUGGAGUAUCUCUCCAAAUUCACUUAUCAGGACGAUUUUGAGGACAUUUUCAGAUUGGACGGUGGUAUCUUACAAGCUCCGGUCUCGGACACGGAGGCAUCCGAGUAUUUCAACAAGGAUUCCAACAUCAAGGAAGUGCUUAAGCAGGCUAAGAAGCUCAUUGAUGAAGGCAGAGGAGAGGAAUUGCUUUCUGAAGAAGCCAGGAGGUUGGCUGCCAAUACUCCAGUGUCGGCUUACAGAUUUUAUUCGUUAAAUGCUAGGAGAACUGAUGAUGACUAUUUCUCUUCCUAUCUUAAUGAGGAGGACUAUUCUCAAACGUUUGCGAAGGUUAAGCUGCCAUUGCUUGUUUUGGUCGGUGAGAAGGAUGAAUUCAUUCCUCCCUCGGUGGAUCGUUCCGCCUUGUUAGAGGACUGGAAGAAGGUCACACCGAAAGACAUCUGGAGCUCACACAGCAAGAUAGUCAAGGGUGCUGACCAUAAGGGAGGCGGACCAUUGGCUGACGCUGGCGCUGCAGAGGACAUCUCCAAGACGGUCAUUGAGUUUAUCGAAAGCAACUUUUAA